Messenger RNA from Paraglomus occultum, 501 nucleotides. NCBI's taxonomy places the organism in Eukaryota, Fungi, Glomeromycota, Glomeromycetes, Paraglomerales, Paraglomeraceae. The record is from the annotation of a GenBank genome assembly.
AUGGCGCCUCCCAGUGUGCAGUCCACCAACCAGAAGCGAGGAAUGACUACGAGGCAGAUUAUUAGUAAUCGACUUGGAUUCGAAAUCGAGCAGCUCAACGGUCAGCCAUUAAUCGAGCAUAUCGAAAAGCACCGAGAAUAUGUUGGCCGUGAAUCUCAUAGCAUUAUGAAAACUUUAUUCUCACAUGCUCGGUACGCUAUAAUCUCAGGAAGUUUAAUUGCAAGUUCGACAAUUGAUAUCCAAAGUAUGCCGUCAAACGAAUUUCUCAACACCGCUUACAUGAAGAGGACAACAAUGGGUCCCGCAACUGCGCUGUAUGUGUCAAUAGGAAAGGUGUUGCAGCCGUCAAACAGUUUAACUCAUGAUCAAGUAAAUUCCAUUGAGGACGGAUUAGACACUAAAUGGCAAUUGCUUGCCAGCAUGCGUCAAAUGCUCGGGUGUCCGUUCAGAGUAGAUCUAUGGUUGUUUUCCGAAAGACGGAUCGGACAUCUAGAGAUAUAA